CUAGGUUUAGACGUCUCUCUCUCGUACUUUUCACGAUUUUUUUUCUCUUAUCUUUUAUAAUUUCGAACAGAGAACAAGGAUUACACUCGGAUUUUGCUAUUGCCUUUUGGAUUCAAUCUUGUUUAUCGGAUUAUCAUUCAUCUUCCAUUAAUCGUAAGUUUUCUAUACAUUUAAUCCAUGGAUAUGUUUGCUUU
Molecule: messenger RNA, 194 nt
Organism: Striga hermonthica
Lineage: Eukaryota; Viridiplantae; Streptophyta; Magnoliopsida; Lamiales; Orobanchaceae
Source: the annotation of a GenBank genome assembly